Messenger RNA from Selaginella moellendorffii, 2939 nucleotides. Its product is annotated as protein SMG7. Lineage: Eukaryota; Viridiplantae; Streptophyta; Lycopodiopsida; Selaginellales; Selaginellaceae. Gene Ontology annotation, cellular component: telomerase holoenzyme complex. The coding region runs from base 490 to 2757 and encodes 755 amino acids. The transcript is spliced from 7 exons. Gene Ontology annotation, biological process: nuclear-transcribed mRNA catabolic process, nonsense-mediated decay. Gene Ontology annotation, molecular function: telomeric repeat DNA binding; telomerase RNA binding; protein binding. The record is from RefSeq and is a predicted model, not a curated record.
CUUGUACCCCUCAAGCUGCAGAGAUUGCCAACAAACUUUUGGAGGUUGCCACUGAGAACUUGGUCCGCUGGCCAGCAUCUAUGCUGCGGCUGGGAGGCACAACGAAGCUGCUUGAGCGAGGAGCACAAUGAAGCAACGAUCGCUGGCCAAGAUGCCAGGAGUAAGCUUGAUCAAGGUCAACCACAAGUUCGUCGUUGGAGAUCCCAAGAACAAGGAGAUCUACGAGGAGCUGUGGAAGAUCCACAAUGGUGGAGCGGGGCUACUCUCAAGACCGAGGUGAAAGAGCAGCUGGUUUAAGGACUCGCAGCGCUGUUCCUGGAGCGGUGCUCAUCAUCCCAAACGCGAUGGUCAGCGUCUCGUUGUGCAAGCAAGUUGCGCCGACUGCCACACCGCAACCAAGCUUAUACUUUGCCAAGACUUCUGGAUUCCAUUGUGUCAAAAAAUAGAAGACGAGAGUGUGUCCACGGCUUGGGGAAGAAGCUGUAGGGGAUGAUCGCUACAAGCCUUCUAUUGUGCUCGGUCUACGCACGCGCCCAGCAAGCUCCUCGCUGCAAGAAACGGCAUGCUCUCAAUCAAGUCGUGGCCUUCCUCAAGCUGGCCCGAGUGGCCGUGGCAGCACAGGGCCUGUCGCAGCCUCUAAACCCUAAAAUGGCGAUGGAGAAGGGCAAGAGAAAGAGACUGCGCACGCAAGAAACCACCCCGGAGGAGCAGCGAAGCCGGCAUUCCAAGCACCGCCGCAUCGACUCCUCCCAGGUAUCUAUCUAUCGCUGCCGCAAAUCUUCUUUGCUCACUUUGCUCAGCCAGGCCGGGGAUCUCAAAGCCAAGCUCGAGAGCAAAGACGCGGACCUCAAAGAGGUCCACGCGCUCCGGGACGAUGGCUACGGCCCUCUCCUGGCUGCGCCUUCCCUCAGCCCCGAGAUCGAGAAGGCGCUCUGGAAAGCCCACCACGCCAAGAUCACGGAGUUUCGCUCCCAGAUGCAAAGAGCCGCCGAGAAGCAAAAGAGCGACCGCGUCGGCAAGAAGACGCUCAAGAAUGUGGUGGCGCCUUUGAUCGACUUCAUAGCCAGCAGCUCCAACUUCUACUCGGAGCUUGUUUCCAGGGUGAGAGUGAGGCAUGGCCUCGGUGGGACCGUCUCGGAUAGCUGUGACAAGAGCUUGGACGAGAGCGAGGCGAGAGAGUUCCGCGAGACUUGUCACCGGCUGCUACUGCGCCUCGGGGACUUGGCUCGCUACAAGGAGGUGUAUGGAGUGAGCCUUGGCAAGAGGAACUAUUCCACCGCGGAGGACUACUACGUGCAAGCCUCGAGGCUUUGUCACUGUGAAGGUGGAGCGCAUGGACAGCUGGCGAUCCUGGCGACCCAUGCGGGAGAUAGAGUUCGUGCUGUGUAUCACUAUCUGAGGAGCUUGUUUGUGAAGAUGCCGUCUCCAACGAGCCACAGCAACCUUCUCCUUCUUCUGGAGAGUAAGUCGGACGCCAUCGCUGAAGCCAGCCAAGGAUCGUCCAACUUUGACAAUCUCUUGAGGCUCUUCGAGAUCUUACUCCUGAAAACUGGUUUCGACAAUUUGCAGAAGGUGCUGGAUGGCACUCUGAACGAACUCGAGCGAUCGGUGGGAACUCCCUCUAAAGUUUGCGAUCCAGCAGAGCCAACCAUGGGAAAAGUUUUCCUGGGAAUACAGAUCGUGACGAUACUAGCGUGCUCCAUCGAAGACUUCCAUCUCGGCCUCGUCUGUAAGACUUCUCCGCCAAGGAGCUCGCUGCAUGAGACUCUGGCGUGCGCAUUCAAAGUCGUGCGCACGCUGGCGGCGAUCGGCGAUCCAACCAUGCUCCCGGCGCUCGUCAUCUUCACAGCAGGGCUCGCAGGCAGCGAGGACACCGUGCGGGCCACCGCAGAGUCCGACGAGCUCAGGAGGAGCUUCCUGGAUGCCUUGGAGCGGGCGGAGAGCUUCUUCCAGGCACUGAGUGUCUUCUCCGAGGAAUCCUUGUCAAGGCUCUCCAUGAGCCAGGAGGAGCUCACGCAGGGAAGACGCGACGCUCUCUGGGAGGACCAUGAGCUGCAAGGCUUUGUUCCUCUCGGCCGGUACCACGAGUCUCUGAACUUUGGCUUCCACUACCUGGCUUGCGACUCCAAGCAGCUCGACUGGAAACGUCUUCGAAGAUUGGAGGCUUCCUUGCGAGCUCUCGCGGAGAUGGCAGGCUUGUCCAAGGAUACAACUUCCAGUCAAGCGGAAACGGUGUCCACAAGUCUGGGCUCGGUUCUGGACAGGCAGCUAGCCGAGCUCAAAGUUGAUACGGGCUUGUCGAAGAACACUUCUUCUAGUCAAGCAGAUGAAGAAGCAGCAACUAUAUCGACGAAUCUCAGCUCAGCGCAGCUAGACGAUCUCAAGGUUGAUAUAGCAGACUUGUCAAAAGUUGGAUUUCUCAACGAGGCCGAGGAAGCGGGAUCCACCGAACUCGAAGAGCUUCCUGUCAAGUUCUCUCCUAGUCUGGAAGAUUCAUUCUUCGCAAAGCAGUUUCUAAAAUCUGUAACUGGAUCCACCGACUUAGUUCUUCUUGAACAAGCACCGGAGUUUCCUGAAUCACUCGAGGAUGAUCAUGGCCAAGGCCUGAGGGAUUUCGAGGACGACGUCAUACCAUUUCCAGCAGGAGACGAAGGUGCCACGGACAAUAGCAACGAUGAGGAUCUGCAAGACGAUAUUUAUCUACCCUCGCAAUCACAGGAAGAUGCGUUGAACUGGAGAUCGCUUAGCUCGUUUUGAGAAGAUGUAAAACUAAGAGAAACAGACAACGUAGUUCAAAGGUCUUUUUUAACUUUUACUUCCACUUUGCCUUGUCAAAUACUGAGCAUAACAAUGUUAACUUUACAUUUGUAAUGUUGUUUUAUUCUUUUAAAUUAUAGUACAAGCAAAAUGGAGACGAAAUGUAUUUUAUUUUCUAUCAA